This is a messenger RNA of Drosophila sulfurigaster albostrigata, 1141 nucleotides long. RefSeq lists its product as uncharacterized. The coding region runs from base 302 to 1057 and encodes 251 amino acids. The transcript has 3 exons. The record is from RefSeq and is a predicted model, not a curated record. Lineage: Eukaryota; Metazoa; Arthropoda; Insecta; Diptera; Drosophilidae.
GAUCUUGGAAAGAGGAAUAAAUAUUCCUUUGAUAACUGAAUAGGUUCCACAUUUUGUGGUCGCUAUAUUUGCACAAUUUGCAGCUCUUAUUCGCUCUUAGUCUCUCGCCCUCUCUAUUUUGUAUGUAUCUUGUGAUGAUUUCAUACAUCGCUAUUUCAUGAUACUUAGCAAAAAUGCGCUCUGACACCAGUCCGCGUACAGCUCUCGCCCAGGUUGGCUGAUUUUCAAUACUGCCAACUAAAGUUAAAGUAAAAAGUGAACCAGUAGUUAUAAACAAAAAACAAUUCAUUGCUUAUCGACAAUGGCUGAAGACUUGUGCAACGUCAAGAUGUGGGCAGGCUUAAUAGCCCGAAUUAAUGCGUGUUUCUCGAUAAUCUACUUGGGAAUAGAAAUCAUCAAUGCGUUGGAUCAUUACAUAGGCGUCGGAAUGUUGGCAAUAUGGGUUGGACUCUAUUCCCUCAAUAUGUUGAUAAACUUGUUAUUUUCGGGAUGCAGUCGCAAUUGGAAGAUGUUUUAUGUAGUAUUUUGGUUUUGUUUCACGUUAAUUUUGUUAGUCAUUCGACUUGUGUGCACUAAUUACCGCAACUUGAGUAUUGAAUUCUUGGUAUUCGCAAUAUUUGUAAAUAUUUAUAUGGUAUUUUCACUAAUAAUAAUAUCAUUAUUGGGUUACCAAGUGGACAAUCCAAAUGCGGACAUUUCGAGCUGCUUAAGUUGCCGCCAAGUUAAUAAUAGAAUAAUAAGUGUGCCAACGGAUGCUACAGAGCAAACCAAUAUAGAAGUUCUAUCAUAUAAUCAUCGCUCUCUAGACUCAUAUCAUACCGACUUAAGUUCUAGCAACAUUAAUAAUGAUUCUCAGAUGGUUUUUUGGCCAGCUCCAACUUUUAAUGACACAGACAAUGAUUCACUAAAUAAUUUUGCUACAGCCCCAGAUUUCUGCGACUUAAUCAAUGAUUCUCAAAUUAUGGCUAGAUCGGCUGAAGGUAACGUUUCUUUGGAUGUAAAUGAUCCUCCUCCAAGCUACGAUUAUGUUAUGACUCGUGAGAUGGCAAAACUCUAAAAUUAUAUUAUAUAAUAUUAUGUAAUCCUGAUAUCACAAUUGAUAUUUUAAUUCAAAUAUGAAAGUAUAAUUCGAUAGGUCACG